This is a messenger RNA of Penicillium angulare, 2298 nucleotides long. RefSeq names its product neutral/alkaline ceramidase. Gene Ontology annotation, molecular function: N-acylsphingosine amidohydrolase activity. The record is from RefSeq and is a predicted model, not a curated record. Lineage: Eukaryota; Fungi; Ascomycota; Eurotiomycetes; Eurotiales; Aspergillaceae. Gene Ontology annotation, biological process: sphingosine biosynthetic process; ceramide catabolic process; long-chain fatty acid biosynthetic process. Gene Ontology annotation, cellular component: extracellular region. The transcript has 2 exons. Bases 1 to 2298 code for a protein of 765 amino acids.
AUGAAUCUUCGGCUUGGUGCCGCCGUUUUUGCGGUUGCCCUGACUUUACUGGUCUUCCUUCAGCUUAUUGCUAUGGUACAACAUACUGGCCAGAUCUCCACCUCAGCCUUCACGCAAAGCUUCAAUCACUGGAAAGGCAGAGCUAGUGCUACGCAAAAUAGUAAUAAUAAUAAUCGGUUUCUGGUGGGUGCUGGAAAAGCCGAUGUAACUGGACCAGUAGUCGAGGUCGACUUCAAUGGCUAUGCUAGCCUUAAUCAAUUGGGAACAGGCCUAAGACAGAGGAUUUACUCGCGCGCAUUUAUUUUUGCAGACCCGAAUAAACCUGAUGACACCCUUGUUUACCUUGUUCUCGAUACGCUCGCCGGUGAUACUGCUGUGCGACAUGGAGUUUUACAGGGUCUUGCAGCACUCGGCAGCAAAUAUUCUCGCUACGGUGAGCACAACAUCGCCCUAACGGGAACUCACUCCCAUUCUGGGCCCGGCGCCUGGAUGAACUACCUGCUUCCUCAAAUUCCGACCAAGGGGUUCGACAAGCAGAGCUACCAGGCAAUCGUCGACGGGGCGGUUCUAUCCAUUCAACGUGCGCAUGAAAAUCUCACGCCCGGAAGUUUGUCAUUUGGGUCUAUUGGGAUUGAAGAUGCCAAUAUUAACCGCAGCCCAUACUCCUAUGAUAAUAACCCCGAGGAAGAGAAGGCUCGCUAUUCGGCUAAUGUGGACAAGACAAUGACGCUUCUUCGCUUUGACCGCGAGUCCGACAACAAGACUACUGCUAUCCUGACAUGGUUCCCUGUUCAUGGAACAUCCAUGUAUAACAACAACACCUUGGUUACUGGAGACAACAAAGGAGUCGCUGCUUAUCUCUUCGAGCGAAGUAUCGAUGGCGACUCUAGAUUUGCAGAAGAUGCUGUCAUAGGAUUCUCUCAGUCCAAUGUUGGAGACACAAGUCCCAACAUUUUGGGCGCGUGGUGCGAGGAUGGCUCAGGAAAAAUAUGCACAUAUAAAGACAGCACCUGUGGUGGUACGAACGAGGAUUGCCAUGGCAGGGGUCCUUUCUUUCGGGUCAAGGACAACGGCGCUAAGAGCUGCUUCGAAAUCGGCCGACGCCAAUAUUCGGCGGCUAAAUCACUGUAUGAACAGAUGAGUUCCAACGCCACUACCAUCACUGGCGGCUCGGAUGUGAGGUCCUUUCACGUUUUCAAAGAUUUGAAUGGCUACACCUUCCCGUCUCCGUUUAACGGCAGUACAUUGAAGACAUGCCCUGCGGCACUGGGAUACUCGUUUGCUGCUGGAACUACAGAUGGGCCAGGUGCAUUUGACUUUACGCAAAAUGCGAGCGGUCCAGCUACUAAUAAUCCGCUGUGGAAAGUUGCUCGGGCUUUCAUUCAUCAACCUAGUGAGGAGCAGCAGGAGUGUCAAGGAGCCAAAGAUAUUCUUUUAGAUGUUGGUACAUUGACAUUACCAUACGCAUGGGCCCCAGACAUUGUGGAUAUCCAGGUUCUCCGAGUGGGGCAACUGUUCAUAAUUAUCUCCACUAGUGAGGCAACGACUAUGUCAGGUCGACGCUGGAAAGAGGCCAUCGCAAAGGGUGUCCAAGACACUCUUGGGAUUUCUGACCCUCAGGUAGUUCUGGGAGCCCCCUCAAACAGCUAUGCUCACUAUGUUGCAACGGAAGAAGAAUACAGCGUGCAGCGCUAUGAAGGAGCAUCAACUCUAUACGGGCCAAAUGAACUUGCGGCAUACAUCAACCUUACACUGACCUACCUACCAUACCUUGGUAGCGCCCAGGAUAUUGCUAGCCUUCCCGCCAUCCCUUCUGGGCCCAGCCCGCCCGUCAAUACCAAUAACUCACUUAGCUUUAUUACCGGGGUUGUCUAUGACAAUUCACCCAUUGGCAAGUCGUUCGGGGAUGUAAUUUCUAACCCUAGCAACAAAACAUACGGUCCCGGGGAUACCGUUAAUACGACCUUUGUGGGCGCCAACCCCAGAAAUAAUCUCCACCAAGAAUCUACUUAUGCAGCUAUUGAAAAACAAGACAUCAGUUCUGGCGAAUGGACAGUCGUUCGUGACGAUCGGGACUGGAACCUUGUCUUUCUAUGGGAACGAACCAAUGAAAUCCUCGGAUAUAGCGACGUCACGCUCCAGUGGACGAUCGAGGAUAGUUUCUACAGUGUGGAUGACCCCAACCCCUUACAAGGUGGAACAUAUCGUAUGCAUUAUUAUGGCGACUCAAAGAAUGCCUUCGGGCAUAUUUCAUCCUUUGAAGGUAUCGGGGGGAGCUUCACGGUGGCUGCGUCCUAA